Solanum dulcamara is the source of this 1228-nucleotide messenger RNA. RefSeq lists its product as uncharacterized. The transcript is spliced from 2 exons. The coding region runs from base 549 to 1049 and encodes 166 amino acids. NCBI's taxonomy places the organism in Eukaryota, Viridiplantae, Streptophyta, Magnoliopsida, Solanales, Solanaceae. The record is from RefSeq and is a predicted model, not a curated record.
ACCUUGAUUAUCUAAUAUCUACUAUAGUCUUCCCCCUUAACCUCCUCCAUUUGCCCAUCCCAAAGCUCAAAGCUUUUUCUUCUCCCUCACUCUGUUUUUGUCCACUUCUACAAGAACCCAAGUUAAUUAAACUAACCAAUUUUUCUCCUUGAAAGUUACCCACCUUGAAUACAUCAUCACUACCCCCACCCCAACUCUCUCCAUUUUCAUCAACCAAGUAAAGGGUACUAGGUCUUUCUCUGUUUCUUGAACUGUAGCUUCAGACCCUUUGUUCAGUUCCUUCAGGCAAAAUAUCAAACACAUAGAGUGCAACAACUUUUCUCAUUGAAAAUUACCCACCUAAAAUUCAUCAUCACCUAAACCCACCCCUACCCUCCUCUCCACUUUCAUCAACCAAGUAAAGGGUAGAGUCUUGUUAGAGGAAAGAAAAACUGGGUCUUUCUCUAUUUCUUGAAUUAUAGCUUCAAUCCCUUUGUUGAGCUCUUUCAGGAAAAAUAUCAAACAGAUAGAGUGCAACAAUAAGCUGGUCAAUUGGUGAUGAUACAGAAAUGGGAAGACGACAAAUUAAUGGUGGUGGUGGUGAUUUUUGGGGAAUUGUGCCACCGCCGAGUAUGUCUCCGGCAGAAGCAAAUGGUGGUGGUGGUGGACUAGAAGGUGGAGAUCAUUGGAGAAGCUUUGAUAACUCUGUAAAUGCUGUAUCGUUUGGUUUUGUUGCAACAGCAAUUCUUAUUUCUAUGUUCUUAGUAAUGGCGAUUUUCGAAAGGUUUCUCCGGCGAACACCUUCGCCGUCCGGCGGUGGCCGGAAUAGUACUGAUCUUGUAGCUCAAAUGAGAGUACAGAGGAAACUUGAUUACCCAUCUCCCGAGAUGACUUUCUACGCGAACGGAGUGUCAGUAUUGAUGCCUGGGGAAGAAGUUCCUACCUUCAUCGCACAUCCUGUACCCGCGCCUUCUCCUCCAGAAUGUACAUCUCAAGUACCCCUUCAUCAUCAACACGGCUUGUCUCCUUCAAGUCCAUCCUCAACUUCUACUAGCCAUAGCUCCAGUUGAAAGCAAUACAGACAUGAAAUUGAAAUUUAUGGUUGUCACUAUCAGAAAGUCUCCAUGUGAAAGUAGAUAUUUGUUAGGAAAUGUCCACUCAUCGAUGAAAACUUAAGGGCUUUUUGUGACCUUGAGGAACUUGUCAUUGUAUUUACAUAUAGUGUAAUGUGAUUUGACUAUUGCCUUUA